AUGGCAGAUAAAUCUCAUUUAAUAUGGCAAAUAUUUCAAACAAUUCAAGAGAAUGAUAAUGGUCAGAUUUUAUGGAAUUUACUUGAACAAAUAACAACAGAUAAUGGAAUUGUUUAUAUGAAAUAUGGCAAUGAAACACCGCAAUCAUUAGCAGAAAAACUUCAUCGACAAAAUCUAUUAAAAUUAAUUCAACUUCAUCAAAAAUUAACUUAUCAUCGUGCACAAUUUUAA
Molecule: messenger RNA, 231 nt
Organism: Adineta steineri
Lineage: Eukaryota; Metazoa; Rotifera; Eurotatoria; Adinetida; Adinetidae
Source: the annotation of a GenBank genome assembly